Molecule: messenger RNA, 768 nt
Organism: Ambispora gerdemannii
Lineage: Eukaryota; Fungi; Glomeromycota; Glomeromycetes; Archaeosporales; Ambisporaceae
Source: the annotation of a GenBank genome assembly
UUGAGAUUAGCGAACUAAGAAAGAAGUAUGCUGAGCUUGAAGCUAAUAAUAUCGAAGUCGAAGCUGAGAAUGCAAAAUUAAAACGAGACAAAGAAGAAGUUGAAGCCAGAUUCUUGAAUCUAGAGCAGAGAGAUAGGGAAAAAACUGAUCUUAUCGCUAAACUGAAACAUGAUGUCUCACUAAUCAAGGAGCAGAGCUUGCAAAACAGGGACACUCCCGCAUCUGAUAUAACUGAUGAUACUUCAAAUUCCGACAUAUGUCAGGGGACAAAGACUCAGCUGGAGGUUGGUUCACGUCAAUGCUCCACAUCACCAAUUUAUAUUUCACAAUAUAAUAAAAACAAAGUACAGAAAUUCAUGGUAGAAGUUUCUAAAAACUCUAGCUCGUCUAUUAAUAAUAGCAAUGCAGACAGUAAUGUGAUACCUACAACCCAGAAUGAAACAGAAGAGUCAAAGACUCGAUGCUUCGCAUCAUCUCAACCCAGCAAUAUUAGCUUCACAUUUUUAUACGAAAAACUUUGUAAUGCUAUAAUUCUCGCUGACCGUAAAACCCAAGAAGCAAUCUUCUGUUAUUGUAAUUUUGGUAAAGCUCUCAUUCAAAGACGUAGUGAAUUGGCAUCAGAAAAACAAGUUGAUCCGGAAUCUAAUGCAGUUAGUAGAAUUUUAAAUAAGGAAGUUCGCGCUCAGCUCCCUGCAAAUAUUUCUGACGCGCUUUUAUGGAAGAGAAUCGAAAAGGCUAAAAAGCUCUACAAACUUUUCAGUGUAAUAG